GGUCGCCUCCAGGGACCAAUUGGGAGCUCUGAGAAUUUGCUCUGCCCUGGAGCGCAGCGAUCUCAGCCUUUCCUAGGUGGUCCCCGCGGUCAGCCCUGGCUGCGGGGCUUAGCUUGCGGUCCUAGUGGCUUCAUCCCGGUGUAGUUGGUCCCCCUCGGCCUGUCUGGGAGCUGUGAGGACCGCCUAGGGACUGAGUCACUGGCGACCCCGUGCGGUGGCUCCCUCUGGCCCCCGGGGCUGGGCCGGGCUCUCCGGGCCACCGUCGUGCGCCGCCCCCUCCCCGCGCCGCAUACCUUGCCCACAGCGGAGCAGCUGGGAGGCUAUUUAUAAAGGCGGGUGAGAUCAGCGGCCGAGGUUAUAAAUGCGCGGGCCGCGGCCGGGCCCCACCGGAGCAGCCGCCCGGGGCGCCGGAGUCGCGGGCCGCGAGGCCGGGAUGAGCGCCAGCGUGGGCGGCAGCGGCAGCGGCGGCGGCGGCGGCGAAAGUGGUAGCAGCAGCAGCAGCUCGCAGGCCUCCUGCGGGCCCGAGUCCUCGGGCUCUGAACUGGCCCCGGCCGCGCCAGCGCCUCGGAUGCUGCAGGGGCUCCUGGGCUCCGACGACGAAGAACAGGAAGACCCCAAGGAUUACUGCAAGGGUGGCUACUACCCUGUGAAGAUUGGUGACCUGUUCAAUGGGCGAUACCACGUGGUUCGCAAGCUGGGCUGGGGCCACUUCUCCACCGUGUGGCUCUGCUGGGACAUCCAGCGCAAGCGCUUCGUGGCCCUGAAAGUAGUCAAGAGCGCGGGGCAUUACACAGAGACAGCUGUGGAUGAGAUCAAGCUCCUGAAAUGUGUCCGGGACAGUGACCCCAGUGACCCCAAAAGAGAGACCAUUGUCCAGCUCAUUGAUGAUUUCAGGAUCUCCGGGGUUAAUGGAGUCCAUGUGUGCAUGGUGCUGGAGGUGCUGGGCCACCAGCUCCUCAAGUGGAUCAUCAAGUCCAACUACCAGGGUCUGCCCGUGCCCUGCGUAAAGAGCAUCGUGAGGCAGGUGCUGCAUGGCCUGGACUACCUCCACACCAAGUGCAAGAUCAUCCACACGGACAUCAAGCCUGAGAACAUCCUGCUGUGCGUGGGGGACGCCUACAUCAGGCGCCUGGCCGCCGAGGCCACCGAGUGGCAGCAGUCAGGGGCCCCACCCCCGUCCCGCUCCACAGUCAGCACUGCCCCCCAGGAAGUCUUGCAGACUGGGAAGCUGUCCAAAAACAAGAGGAAGAAGAUGAGGCGCAAACGGAAGCAGCAGAAGCGGCUGCUGGAGGAGCGCUUGCGGGACCUGCAGAGGCUGGAGGCCAUGGAGGCGGCGGCCGAGGACUCUGGCUUGAGGCUCGAGGCGGGCAGCGGCUCCACCUCAUCUUCUGGCUGCCACGCUGGGGGUGCUGGGGCCGGCCCCUCGCCAGCUUCCUCCUCCCCGGCCCCAGGGGGUGGCCGCAGCCUCAGUGCUGGCUCGCAGACCUCCGGCUUCUCGGGCUCCCUGUUCUCUGCGGCCUCCUGCUCCAUCCUCUCGGGCUCGUCCAAUCAGCGCGAGACCGGCGGCCUCCUGUCGCCCAGCACACCAUUUGGUGCCUCGAAUCUUCUGGUGAACCCCCUGGAGCCCCAAAAUGCAGACAAGAUCAAGAUCAAGAUCGCAGACCUGGGCAACGCCUGCUGGGUGCACAAGCACUUUACUGAGGACAUCCAGACUCGGCAGUACCGGGCCGUGGAGGUACUGAUCGGGGCGGAGUACGGGCCCCCAGCGGACAUCUGGAGCACGGCGUGCAUGGCCUUCGAGCUGGCCACCGGAGACUACCUAUUCGAGCCUCACUCUGGAGAGGACUACAGUCGUGAUGAGGACCACAUCGCUCACAUCGUGGAGCUUCUGGGAGACAUCCCUCCAGCCUUCGCGCUCUCAGGCCGCUACUCCCGGGAGUUCUUCAACCGCAGAGGGGAGCUGCGGCACAUCCACAACCUCAAGCACUGGGGCCUCUACGAGGUCCUCAUGGAGAAGUACGAGUGGCCCCUGGAGCAGGCCACGCAGUUCAGCGCCUUCCUGCUGCCCAUGAUGGAGUACAUCCCUGAAAAGCGGGCCAGCGCUGCCGACUGCCUCCAGCACCCCUGGCUCAAUCCCUAGGCCCCGCUGUGGCUUGGGGCAGCUUGGGCCAGGCCUGCUGCGCCCCCCCCCCCCCCAGCUCUCAGUGCCUUGAGCGAAAGCGGGACAAGUCCCACCCCCCACCCCACCCCCGGCGCUGAUGGCAGGACGGGGGCUGCUGCGGCCAGGCUGCUCUUGCAGAGUCUGUCCUGCCCGUGAGCCUCCUGGAGCGUGCUCCGAGAGGGAAAGUACGUGUGUUUCUUAAUAAAGCGUGCACUGAAAGACCA
This is a messenger RNA of Oryctolagus cuniculus (rabbit), 2385 nucleotides long. RefSeq names its product SRSF protein kinase 3 (gene SRPK3). The record is from RefSeq and is a predicted model, not a curated record. Gene Ontology annotation, cellular component: nucleus; cytoplasm. Gene Ontology annotation, biological process: spliceosomal complex assembly; regulation of mRNA processing; peptidyl-serine phosphorylation. NCBI's taxonomy places the organism in Eukaryota, Metazoa, Chordata, Mammalia, Lagomorpha, Leporidae. Gene Ontology annotation, molecular function: protein serine/threonine kinase activity; ATP binding.